CUGUGUGAAUUAAUUUUCCUAAUGGAUUCCCGCUCUGAAACUAUUCCUCCACCUUCACCGGAGAAGUCAUGGGGAGAGAAAGUGGCAGCGUCAGUGGUGUCAGUUUACACUUGUCUCCCCAAGAAAGGGAAGCCUCAAGGCCGAGAAGUCACUGUAUUAGCCGCUUUUCUCCUCUCCACUCCUUCUCAAGAUUUACAAGUGGUGGCUUUGGGGACGGGAACGAAGUGCAUAGGGCACUCGCGGCGGAGUGCGGGAGGUGAUGUUGUGAAUGAUUCGCAUGCUGAAGUUAUAGCCAGAAGAUCUCUUCUUAGGUUCUUCUAUGCAGAAAUUGAUUGCAUCACAAAAAAUUAUGGCAAGCCUAGUGAUAGUAAUGGAAGCUUGGAGUUGAAAAGUGAUUACAUGACCAGCUCAGUUUUCCAUUUCAGCUCAGAUAAACUUGGCAAAAGAAAAUUCAAAUUGAAGUCAGGCUGGCAGUUGCAUUUGUAUGUAUCACAAUUGCCAUGUGGAGACGCAUCUCUAAAUUCGCAGAUGUUCACUUCUUUAAGCAGUAGUUCUCUAGAAAAAGGGAAUAUAGCGUGCGCCCCACCGGAAUGUUCUGCCGGGCAGAAUGGUGCUUGUCUUCAAGUUACUGGGUCAGUUCAGAGGAAGCCUGGCCGAGGAGAUACUACUUUGUCUGUAAGCUGCUCUGACAAGAUUGCUCGCUGGAAUGUUGUUGGAGUUCAAGGAGCUCUACUUUCCUGCUUUCUGGAACCCAUUUAUAUAUCCUCUAUAACUGUGGGUCUAUCCCAAUGCGGUUCUGCAAAUCUUACUGUGACCAAUCACCUUAGAAGAUCUUUACAUGAGCGGAUCAUUCCAUUGUCUGACGAACUGGUGGAACCCUUCCAAGUGAAUAAGCCACUCCUUUGGGUAGCUCCAGUGCCACCUAAGGAAUUUCAACAUUCUGAGACUGCUCUUGAAACCUUAACUUGCGGGUAUUCUAUAUGCUGGAAUAAAUCUGGCUUGCAUGAAGUCAUUCUUGGGACAACAGGUAGAAAGCAGGGAACAUCUGCAAAAGGUGCACUGUCUCCAUCUACAGAGUCAUCUUUAUGCAAGAAGCGUUUGUUGGAGUUAUUUGUAUCACUUAAGCAAGAUUGUUCAUCAAAAUGCUGCAUCAGUGAGAUGACAUAUCGAGAGCUCAAGGGAUUAGCUGAAGAGUACAGUGCAGCUUCUCAUGCCUUUAAAGCAAGCCCGAAUUUUAGAAACUGGCUUUUGAAACCCCAGGGUUUUGAGUCCUUUACCUUCAAGAGACACUAAAGCAAGUUAUGGGGUGUUCCAAGUGUUGGUGUUGCUGCACCGAGAAAUGGGUGCUAAAAAUUGUUAUAGCAUUGGUAAUUCCCUGUAAUGAUGAUUUCCCACUUUAUAAAACAAAAAUGACAUGGUAUAUUAAAUUUACGUGGAAGAGAUAUAGAGGUGUCUAUGGUAUAUAUUUUGUGCUCAUUUGACAUGAUGAUAUGCAGUAUUUUUAGCAGCAAUUGAAUUUUGAACAAAGAAAUUGUUCUUUUUCCUUUGUGCUUCAUCUUGCAAAAUGAAUGGUUCGAUUUUCAGCUUGAGUUUCAGCAAUUUUCUGGUGUACUGUGGUCCAAGUUGGGAAAGAGCAUUGCAUUGUUUGCAAUGUACGUAUCCCGAAACUAAAUGAACUCAUGUUUU
Sesamum indicum (sesame) is the source of this 1686-nucleotide messenger RNA. RefSeq names its product denosine deaminases acting on tRNA. NCBI's taxonomy places the organism in Eukaryota, Viridiplantae, Streptophyta, Magnoliopsida, Lamiales, Pedaliaceae. Gene Ontology annotation, molecular function: adenosine deaminase activity; tRNA-specific adenosine deaminase activity; double-stranded RNA binding. The record is from RefSeq and is a predicted model, not a curated record. Gene Ontology annotation, biological process: adenosine to inosine editing; RNA processing. Gene Ontology annotation, cellular component: nucleolus; cytoplasm.